AUGUCUGUUACACGAAUUUGCCGGCCAAUUCCGGCCCGGAACGUCCCUUUUUUGCGCUGUGGGGCCCGUUUACUUGUUAGCAGGCAGGUGUCCCAGACGGUGUCCAAGCCGGUGUCCCAGACGGCCAAUUUAGCCCAGUUUAGGGUGCCGAGCACUGUCCGGCCGACCAUGCGGUUUAUUCGUCCUGGCAGUGUUCGUUUCAACUCGUCAAAGAAGUUUAACAGCGACGGCGAUCGUGAGUUGACGGACGAGGAGGCCGAGAGCCUGUUGAUUGAUUUGAAGAAAAUUUGGUACAAGAAGGACCUGAGCGAGGAAGAGCAGAAGGAGAAAAUCAAGCAGCUGUUCGACAAGUACGAGAUUGGCGGGCUUAUUUCGCCGUCCUCGACGAAGAUGAUCAACACGAUUCUGACGGACGAGAUGGCCACGCGUGCAGGCGAGAAGAUGGAGAACGUGCACAAGUUCCACAAGUCGCUGCUGGACUAUCACACAGAGAAGCAGGAGCAGCUCAACGAGCAGCAAGACAAGGACGGGUUGUUUGGCAGCAAGUUCAGUCCGCCGAAGGGAGCCGCGGGCGGGGGCGGAAAUUCCCCGGGGCCUAUGGGCCCCAUGGGCCCCAUGGGGCCCGGCCUGAGGCCCGAUGUGCUGCUGUUCUGGGUCUCGACGGGACUGCUGACGUACUAUCUUUUUUCGCUGGAGUCGCACGAGCGCGAGAUCACGUGGCAGGAUUUCCGCACGUCGCUGCUGGACAAAGGUUACGUGGAGAAACUGGUGGUGGUGAACAACAACCUUGUGCGGGUGGUGAUGAACGAGCUGGGCCGGAGCCAGCCGGUGCACGACGCGCGCACCGAGUACUACUUCACGAUCGGCUCUGUGCAGGUGUUUGAAGAGAAGCUGAAGCAGGCACAGGAGGAGAACAAGGUUCCCGAGGAGCUGCGGCUGCCGGUGGUGUAUGUGCAGAACGCGUCUGUGUUUAAGGCGCUGUACAACAUUCUGCCGACGGUGCUGUUGUUUGCGUUUAUUAUCUGGUCGUCGAAGAAGAUGCUCAACAGCGCUCCGGGCAUAGGCGGCGGCCUAUUUGGCGCGCCGGGCAACCGGUUCAAGCGGUUCAACGCGGAGAAAAGUGUCAAGAUCAAGUUUGACGACGUGGCGGGCUGCGACGAGGCCAAGGAGGAGAUUAUGGAGUUUGUCAAGUUUCUGAAGCACCCGGAGAAGUACGAGCGUCUGGGCGCCAAGAUCCCGCGCGGCGCCAUCCUAACGGGUCCGCCGGGAACGGGAAAGACGAUGCUGGCGAAGGCGACGGCCGGCGAGGCGGGCGUGCCGUUCUACAGCGUCUCUGGGUCUGAGUUUGUGGAGAUGUUUGUCGGAGUCGGGGCGUCGCGGGUGCGCGAGCUGUUCAAGACGGCGCGCGAGAACGCGCCCUCGAUCAUCUUCGUGGACGAGAUCGACGCGAUCGGCAAGUCGCGGUCGAAAGGCCGUGCUGCCGGCAGCAACGACGAGAGAGAAAACACCUUGAACCAGCUGCUUGUCGAGAUGGACGGGUUCACCACGUCGGAUUACGUGGUGGUGCUGGCGGGCACGAACCGCGCGGACGUCUUGGACCAGGCGUUGCUCAGGCCGGGCCGGUUCGACAGAAAGAUUUAUCUGGACAAUCCGGAGCUGGAGGGCAGAAAGGCGAUUUUCGACGUGCACCUGCGCAGCAUCAAGCUGAAGGAGGGCGCUGACUUGGACGACCUCAAAGGCCGGCUGGCAACAAUGACGCCGGGCUUCUCGGGCGCAGACAUCGCCAACUGCUGCAACGAGGCCGCGCUGAUCGCGGCGAGACACAACGAGGAGUUUGUCGACCUGCACGACUUCGAGCAGGCGAUCGAGCGUGUGAUUGCCGGGCUAGAGAAGAAAAGCAAGCUGCUGUCGCCGGACGAGAAGCGCAUCGUGGCGUACCACGAGGCCGGCCACGCCAUCUGUGGCUGGUUCCUGGAGAACGCAGACCCGCUGCUCAAGGUGUCGAUUGUGCCGCGCGGCCAGGGAGCCCUGGGCUACGCGCAGUACCUGCCGCCAGACAUCUAUCUGUACAGCACGCGGAAGCUGCUGGACCGCAUGACGAUGACGCUGGGCGGCCGCGUGUCGGAGGAGCUGCACUUCAACUCUGUCACGAGCGGCGGCUCGGACGACUUCGAGAAGGUGACGAAUCUGGCGCAGAAAAUGGUGCUGGAGUGCGGCAUGUCGCCGAAAGUGGGCCUCGUCAACUACAACGUGGACCGCGGCAACGACAUGACGAAGCCGUUCAGCGACAAGACCUCGAGCCUGAUCGACUCGGAGAUCCACCGCAUCGUGGACGAGUGCUACCAGCGGUGCAAGGGUUUGCUGACGGAAAAGUCCAAGGAGGUGGCACUUGUUGCCGAGGAGCUGCUCGCGAAAGAGGUGAUCACGAGAGAGGACAUGAUCCGGCUGCUGGGGAAGCGGCCGUUUGCCAACAAGAACGACGCUUUCGACAAGUAUCUGGCCGAGAAAGAGGAGCGGGAGGGGGAGGAGAAGUAG
Ogataea haglerorum is the source of this 2535-nucleotide messenger RNA. RefSeq lists its product as uncharacterized. Gene Ontology annotation, molecular function: ATP hydrolysis activity; zinc ion binding; metalloendopeptidase activity. The coding region runs from base 1 to 2535 and encodes 844 amino acids. Gene Ontology annotation, cellular component: m-AAA complex; membrane. Gene Ontology annotation, biological process: protein-containing complex assembly; mitochondrial protein processing. The record is from RefSeq and is a predicted model, not a curated record. The transcript has a single exon. NCBI's taxonomy places the organism in Eukaryota, Fungi, Ascomycota, Pichiomycetes, Pichiales, Pichiaceae.